AUGGCUACAAAACACGAGAUUGAUGUAGCAGCCGAGAUCGUUGAGUUUGAACUCGCCAACUUGGAAGCGUUGCAAGACUACGUCAUUGACAAUAACGUUGAUUGCGAUUUCAUAAUGAACCAGACUGUGGACGUGCAGUUAUCAGAAGAGCAUAACUCCUCUCUCAAGAGAGGCUUUGACGAUCUCGCCAGUGCCGGCGUUUCCGGUAUCAAAGGCGCCAAUGGUGCCUUCAAGUACACCACAGGCCAUCUUUGGCCUUACAAGCUAAUCCAUCACAUGUUUUCCCGGACAUUAAGCCAUGAGCACCUGAACUUACAGACUAACACGCCUGUAACGAAUAUAUCAUAUUCUCCCCAUCCAACCGGGAAAUGGAUUGUUACAACCAGCCGCGGGUCUGUCCGAGGUCAAAAGGUCAUAAUUUCCACAAAUGCCUAUACUGCUCUUCUCCCAGAGUAUCACGAGAAGAUCAUUCCGUAUCGUGCAAUAUGCAUCAGAAUCGUCGUGCCGACUCCACCAAUGCUUGCGGACUCUUAUUCUCUCCGUUCCAAUCUUCAGGACUUUGACUAUCUGACUCCUCAACCUGACGGGAGUAUUAUUGUCGGCGGCGCCAGAUCAGCUUACUUCAGACACACUGAGGACUGUUACGGCAGUGUCGAUGAUACGAAUCUCAUUGACAGAGCGAAAGACUACUUUGAUGAAUACAUGCAGAAGACACUUUCGUGGUUGGGAAACAGUGGUGCAUACACUGCUCAGAUUUGGACUGGUAGUGAGUGCACCAUGUUCCAAACAAUUUCGGUGCUAAUCUGUCGGAACAAGGCAUGGGCUACUCUUCAGACGCACUUCCGCAUGUUGGGCAUGUCCCUGGGCGGCAAAACAUUUUCAUCAUGGGUGGUUUCACAGGACACGGUAUUCCUCAAGUCCCCCUUGGCUGGCAAGGCUAUCAGUCGCAUGGUGUUGCAAGAUAUAGCAUACUCUGACACCGAAUUUCCACAAUUGUUCGAAGAAACAGCGUUGAGACUAGAAAAUGGAUAG
Messenger RNA from Fusarium venenatum, 1032 nucleotides. RefSeq names its product FAD dependent oxidoreductase-domain-containing protein. Gene Ontology annotation, molecular function: oxidoreductase activity. Gene Ontology annotation, cellular component: cytoplasm. The record is from RefSeq and is a predicted model, not a curated record. NCBI's taxonomy places the organism in Eukaryota, Fungi, Ascomycota, Sordariomycetes, Hypocreales, Nectriaceae.